AUGGAGGUGAUUGGUUUACAGGCUUCUACUAACCUGGACAGAUUACCAAGUCAGGAACUGGUGUCAUUUGCCACCCUAGCUCAACUAAUCUGGUUUAGAAGAAACACUCUUAUUCAGGAUGACCAUUUUCAAUCUCCUAAGGUGCUCUUUGGUAAUGCUGUAAAGGCUAUAGAGGAGUAUUGUAAUGCAAGAGCAAAGUCAGCAUGGUCAGGAAUUAAGAAUCUGCUGCUUGCUACUCAAUGGGAAACACCUCCAUCAUCUUGGGUGAAAGUGAAUUGGGAUGUAUCAGUAAAAUCUGAUUUCAAUAAGAUUGGUGUUGGUGUGGUGAUAAGAGAGGUUGAUGAUUCUGUUUUGUCUAGUUUGAUGCAACCAAGAUUCUAUUGCACUGAUCUUGUGCUGGCUGAAGCAAGAUGUUUACUCUCUGCUGUUUUAUUUUGCAAAGAGUUGGGUCUCAACUCUUUAAUCUUUGAAGGUGACUUUAGUCAAGUUGUCCAUGCAGUCAAGAGUGUUGCUUCUUCUACUGGAAAAUUGUAG
This is a messenger RNA of Juglans microcarpa x Juglans regia, 534 nucleotides long. RefSeq lists its product as uncharacterized. The record is from RefSeq and is a predicted model, not a curated record. The transcript has 2 exons. Gene Ontology annotation, molecular function: RNA-DNA hybrid ribonuclease activity; nucleic acid binding. Lineage: Eukaryota; Viridiplantae; Streptophyta; Magnoliopsida; Fagales; Juglandaceae. The coding region runs from base 1 to 534 and encodes 177 amino acids.